Cyprinodon tularosa is the source of this 21458-nucleotide messenger RNA. Its product is annotated as histone-lysine N-methyltransferase 2C-like. Gene Ontology annotation, molecular function: transcription coactivator activity; histone H3K4 methyltransferase activity; histone binding. The coding region runs from base 431 to 20794 and encodes 6787 amino acids. NCBI's taxonomy places the organism in Eukaryota, Metazoa, Chordata, Actinopteri, Cyprinodontiformes, Cyprinodontidae. Gene Ontology annotation, cellular component: nucleus; MLL3/4 complex. The record is from RefSeq and is a predicted model, not a curated record. The transcript is spliced from 77 exons. Gene Ontology annotation, biological process: positive regulation of transcription by RNA polymerase II.
UUUUACAAAACACAAACAAACGAGGCGGUUCCGCGAGAGGCCCGAUCAGAGCGAUUGUCUACCGGGCCACAGUUCGAUGCACUGCCGCCUUGGUCCCGGUGCUUGAAUGAAGUCUGACCGGCUACCUGGCGCAGCUACGGGGAAUGUUUUCUGGGAUCUACUUCUCCUGCUGGUGUUGACAGGCGGUGCUUCGGUCGCUCCCAAACAUGGCCUCCAUGACGGAGCGACCGCUUCAAGUUUAAUUUUUCCCUGAUUGUGUGCGUCCAGCCUGCGUGUUUUCCUUCUCCGGUCCCCGGGAAUGUUUCUGCGGAGGAGCUCCUCACUGCAGACCCCAGAAGCAGAUGUUAUCUGUCGCAGUAAUUCGCUGUUGAACACGUCGCUCUAAGUUGGCUGAAAGCUGGAGAGGAAAAAGAGAUCCGCGUCAAAUCGAAUGCCCUCUGAGGCCCAGGAGCCUCGGGACAGAGGACCGACGCCCCCUGUCACCCGGGCCGGACGCAGCGCUCAGCUGGCCAGAGCUGCCGCCAGUUGCCCCGCCCCCGAGAGGCGUCCCCGAGGGCGCCCCCGUAAAGAUGGCAGCAGCGGCCGCAUGGCGCCUCCUCCUCCUCCUCCGUCCAGAACCAGGAAGCAGGGGCGAGGAAGAGGAGUAGAGGAUGAAGAGAGCGUGGGCCCUGCAGAGAAGAACCAGCCCCAGAAGAAGAGAGAGCCCAGGGUCCCCAACAAGCAGAAGGCGAAGCCUGCGGAGCGCCGGCAGCCCUCCUCCACACAUCCGGUACCGGACCCUGGACCUGCUCAGGCUGGGCUUGGCCGCCACCCUGACCCAGACCCUGAGUCCAAAGUCCCAAAGUGUAGCGCCAAACCCGCCCCCUGUACAGAGGAGGAAAAUGGAAGCAGUUUGGUUCCUGCAGCUCUGUCCCCAGACCACGGCCCAGAGGAGGGUCCUCAGAACAGUCCGUCGUCCCCAAAAUGCAGACCUGACCCCGAACCAGGAGAAGAGGACCAGCCACCCAGCCCUCCCCCCCAGGAGAGCGGCUCCAUUACCACAGAGAAUGAGAGGGACUCUGAUGUUGGUCCUGUGGAGCAGAAUCCAGUCAGGAGUCCCCAUUAUAGUCCCCCCGUGUCCCUCAGCCUGACACUGGCAGAGGAAGAUGAGGACUCCCUGUCCUCCUUGUUCCAGCACUCCCCAUCAGAGGACUCAGGGGGCUCACCCACCCCCAGCCUUGGACACACCAAACAAAGGCUGAAGCAGUGUGCCUUCUGUUACCGUGGCGACCAGCCUCCUCUGGGCCAGGGCCGGCUGGUGGUGUUCGGCCCGACACCGGGCUACAUCCCCCUACACAUCCUGAACCGCCGCGCAUCCUCCGACCGGGAUGACGACUACCAUGACCAUUGCUACCGUAGUGACCUAGCCCCGCCCGCGUGCCGCAGUCCAGCACAGUGUGGAGACAAGUCUUCCUCAGAGUUCAUAAAGCAGCUCGGACCCAUUGGCCUUCCGCACGACAUCAACGUCCAAUCACUGUUUGACCCCACAGGUCAGUGCUGCGCUCACCUGCAGUGUGCUGCCUGGUCAGAAGGUGUGCGACAAGGCGAUGGCGAAUCGUUACUCUACGUUGACAAAGCCAUCGACCAAGGAAGCACUCAGGUGUGUGCAUUCUGCCAACAUCUGGGCGCGACCCUCUGUUGCCAGGAGAAGGGAUGUGGGUGGAGUUACCACUUCCCCUGUGCUCUGGUGGCGGGCGCUCAUCUGGAGUGGAACCGCAGGCGAACGCUGUGCACCAGACACGCCCACUCAGCCUCACUGCAGUGCCUGCUGUGUUCAUCUGAAUCUGAACCCGGUGGGCUGAUGAUGUGCUGUUGCUGUGGUAACCGUUACCAUGGCAGCUGCCUGGAGCCAGUGCUGACCCCCUCCCCCCUGAACCGCGCUGGGUGGCAGUGUCAUCAGUGCAGAGCAUGUCAGAGCUGCAGGUUACAGGGUGAUGAAGAUGCGCUGCUGGUGUGUAGGCGCUGUGAUAAAGCGUACCACACACACUGCCUCACACCUCCUCUGGAUCACGCCCCGAGUACUCAUUGGACCUGCAAGAAUUGCAGGGUCUGUCUCCGAUGUGGUGUGACGUCAUCAGGACAGUGGGCCAAUCAUCCGUUCCUGUGCGAGACAUGUGACCCUGCUUUGCCCUGUCCUCGUUGUGACCAUGUUGUUGACCUCGUUUCACUACAGGAAAGUGUGACCUGCCGCAGCUGUUACAGGUCCGAACAUGCAGAGUGUUCUGAUCAGACUAGAGAGGGCAAGGCAUCUCCUCUUUACAUCUGUUCCUCCUGCAUCCCUCAGGAGGAGCAGCCCACCUCAAACAGUACCCCAGUCCUACCAAAUGACACUUCCCUGUCACCAAGUCCACCUUGCACACUGGUUCCACUCACCAUUCCUCCUGCUCAUAGUCCAGUCCAGCUCACCUGCUCAGAAUUGUCACCAACCUAUUCACCAUCACAUCACAAUCGUUCCACAUUUCAGACUGAGUUAUUACAGAUUCAACUCAGUCCUGAACCGUCAGACGAUCAAAGUUCUGCAACUGUAGAAAUGCAAAGGGAGCUUGGAGACAGUAAGGAAGACCUCCUACUCAGUCCUCCACAAUCUGGAUCGUUCUUGAAGGACAGCCUUGCACCAUCAUUAUAUUUGCUAAAAAGAAGUAAUUCGGGAUCCCCUAUCGAGUUGCAAAAUCUAUCAUUAUCUACCACUGAGCUCCACCAAUCUCCCACAUCGUCACCAGGGCAAAGUUCCACCAAUGAUGACCGAUCUGUGAUGUCAUCUCUGCCUGUUGAUGACUGCUUAGAGAAAUCUGCAGACAACACCCAUCAGCAUGAGGCGACGUCUCCAGCGCAGACCCAUGAUAGUCAUAGCCCCACUCACCAAGAUACCCGCAUUUUUCCUACCACGCCUACGCUACAGAGUCCUUCAGCGGCCCCUGAGGCGCUUCAAAGUCCAUCAGCAGCCACCGAGGUGCUUCAGAGUCCUUUAGCGGCCCCCGAGGUGCUUCAGAGUCCUUUAGCGGCCCCCGAGGUGCUUCAGAGUCCUUUAGCGGCCCCCGAGGUGCUUCAGAGUCCUUCAGCGCCCCCCGUGGCGCUUCAGAAUCCUUCAGCGGCCCCCGUGGCGCUUCAGAGUCCAUCAGCUCCCCCCGAGGAGCUUCAGAGUCCAUCAGCUUCCCCCAAGGAGCUUCAGAGUCCAUCAGCUCCUCCCGAGGAGCUUCAGAGUCCAUCAGCUCCUCCCGAGGAGCUUCAGAGUCCAUCAGCUCCCCCCGAGGAGCUUCAGAGUCCAUCAGCUCCCCCCAAAGAGCUUAAGUGUCCAUCAGCGCCCCCCGAGGAGCUUCAGUGUCCAUCAUCGACAUCCGAAGUGCUUCAGAGUCCAUCAGCUCCCCCCGAGGAGCUUCAGAGUCCAUCAGCUCCCCCCGAGGAGCUUCAGAGUCCAUCAGCUCCCCCCGAGGAGCUUCAGAGUCCAUCAGCUCCCCCCAAAGAGCUUCAGUGUCCAUCAGCGCCCCCCGAGGAGCUCCAGUGUGCAUCAUCAGCCUCCGAGGUGCUUCAGAGUCCAUCAGCGCCCCUCGAGGAGCUUCAGUGUCCUAACGCGCCCCCCGAGGAGCUUCAGUGUCCUAACGCGCCCCCCGAGGAGCUUCAGUGUCCUAACGCGCCCCCCGAGGAGCUUCAGUGUCCUAACGCGCCCCCCGAGGAGCUUCAGUGUCCUAACGCGCCCCCCGAGGAGCUUCAGUGUCCUAACGCGCCCCCCGAGGAGCUUCAGUGUCCUAACGCGCCCCCCGAGGAGCUUCAGUGUCCUAACGCGCCCCCCGAGGAGCUUCAGUGUCCUAACACGCCCCCCGAGGAGCUUCAGUGUCCAUCAAUGCCCCCCGAGGAGCUUCAGUGUCCUACAGCGCCCCCCGAGGAGCUUACGUGUCCAUCAGCGGCCUCCGAGGAGCUUACGUGUCCAUCAGCGGCCUCCGAGGAGCUUACGUGUCCAUCAGCGGCCUCCGAGGAGCUUCAGGGUCCAUCAGCGGCCUCCGAGGACCUUCAGGGUCCAUCAGCGGCCUCCGAGGAGCUUCAGGGUCCUUCAGCGGCCUCCGAGGCGCUUCACUGUCCAUCAUCAGCCUCCGAGGAGCUUCAGAGUCCAUCAGCGCCCCCCGAGGAGCUUCACUGUCCAUCAUCACCCUCCGAGGAGCUUCAGAGUCCAUCAGUGCCCCCCGAGGAGCUUCAGUGUCCAUCAGCGCCCCCCGAGGAGCUUCAGUGUCCAUCAGCUCCCCCCAAAGAGCUUAAGUGUCCAUCAUCAGCCUCCGAGGCCCUUGAGAUCUCAUCAGAAGCCCCAGCAACUCUCCAGAGUCCAUCAGCGGCCCCAGGAGCUCUUCAGAUUCCGUCAGCGGCCCCCGAGGCACUUCAGAGUCAGUCAGCCGCCCCCGAGGCGACGCAUCAGAGUCAGUCAGCCGCCCCCGAGGCGACGCAUCAGAGUCAGUCAGCCGCCCCCGAGGCGACGCAUCAGAGUCAGUCAGCAGUUCCCGAGGAGACGAUUCGGAAACCAUCAGCCGCCCCAGAGGAGACUCAUCAGACUACUUUACCCCCCCUAGAUGAGCUGCAUCGGUGCCCUUCACCUUCACUAGGGAAGAUGUGUCAGAGUCCUUUAGCUUCCCGAGAGGAGACGCAACAGUGUCAAUUAGCUUCCUUUCCAGAGAAGCCUCAGAAUGUUUUAGCUUCCCCAGAGAUACCUCAGUGUGCAUUAGACUCCUUGCCAGAGGAGACUGAAGAGAGUCCUUCAGUGAUCUCUAACGAGACUGAACAAAUUCCUUCGGCUCCCACAGAGGAGACGGGACAAAUUCGGUUUCUCCCCCUGCCAGAGGAGCCUCAACAGAUUCUGUUAGCCUCAACAUCAGAGAAACGGCAUCAUUAUCCAUUAGUUCCCUUUUCAGAGAAGACCCAACAGAGUCCUUUAUCUGUGCCAGAGGAGACAUAUCAGUGUCCUUCAUCUCCUCUAAGGGAAACUAAUCAGAAUCAUUCAGCCCCUUCCAAGGAGAUGUUACAGAAUCAUUCACCAACUUGUAAAGCAGCUCGUCAAACACCUAAACUAUCAGCAGAGGUGACUCAUCACAUUUCUCUACCAUCUUCAGAGGAAAGCCACCUGGAUCCUUCCUCUGCUUUACAUAGCCUAUACAGAUAUCAUGUACCAUCUCUGGAAGACAGCUCAAAUAUUGUUGAAAGCCACAUUUCGCAGACCCUGCAUCACAGUCCUGAAACUAUUCAAGAGGAGUCCAAUCAGAGUCCUGCACCAUCUCCAGAUGGUAACUAUCAUCUUGGUGCACCAAAUUCAGGACAGAGUAAUCAAAGUUUUAUGCCAUCUACAAAAGAGACCCAUAGGACCCUUGGUCCCUCACUCGAAGAGACAUGUCAGACUCUUGGGGUCCCAUCCACUGAAAAGUCAGUUCAGCCUCUUGGGUCGUCACUUGUCAAAGAGACCAACGGAGGUUUUGGGGCCUCACUCAUCGAAGAGACCGAUCAGGCUAUUGGAGCCUCAUUAGUCCAAGAGACUGAUAAGACUCUAGAGGCCUCACCCGUUGAAAUGGCUGAUGGAGCUCUUGGGGCUCCAUGCUACAAAGAGGCUGAUGGGGCUCUUGAGGCGUUACCUGUUGAAGGGACUGAUGGGGCUCUUGAGACCUUACCCGUCGAAGAGACCGAUGGGGUUCAUGAGGCCUUACCCGUCGAAGAGACCGAUGGGGGCCUUGAGGCCUUACCCGUGGAAGGGACCGAUGGGGCUCUUGAGGCCUUACCCGUGGAAGGGACCGAUGGGGCUCUUGAGGCCUUAUCCGUCAAAGGGUUUGAUCGGGCUCUUGGGACCUCUCCCAUCGAAGAGACCGAUAGGGCUACUAGGGUCUUACCUGUUGAAAAGACCAAUAGGGCUCUUGGGGCCCCACCAGUAGAAGAGGCCGAUGGGGCUCUUGGGUCCUCACCCGUUGAAGAUACUGAUGGGGCUCUUGGGACCUCACCUGUCGAAGAGAUCGAUAGGGCUCCUAGGGCCUUACCCGUUAAAGAGACCAAUAGGGCUCUUGGGGCCCCACCAGUAGAAGAGGCCGAUGGGGCUCUUGGGUCAUCACCCAUUGAAGAGACUGAUGGGGCUCUUGGGACCUCACCUGUCGAAGACAGUGAUAGGGCUCCUAGUUCCUUACCCAUUAAAGAGACUAAUAGGGCUCUUGGUGCCCCACCAGUAGAAGAGGCCGAUGGGGCUCUUGGGGCCUCAACCGUCAUAGAGACCGAUAGGGCUUUUGGAGCCUCACCAGUCGAAGAGAGCAAAAGGGCUCCUUGGGCCUUACCCGCUGAAGAGACCAAUAGGGCUCUUGGGGCCCCACCAGCCGAAGAGAAAGGUCAAAUCUCUAUGUCAUCUUCAAUGAAGGGCCACAAAAUUCCCCCAAUUGUCAUUGAAGAUUCCCAUGAAAGCAAUUCACAGUCUCUGGAAGAGACCUGUCAGCAUUCUUCACCAUCAGAAGGAAGUCUCCAUCAAAGUCUGUCAUCACCUCUACAAAAGACGCAACCCACUGAAGUUAUAUCAGUAUCAAAAGAGAUCUUGAAUUCCAUGGAUAAAUGUAAAAGUCAACUCCAAAAUGUUUCUACGCCAUUUCAGGUGCAGUCAAGUAAAAACCGGGCACAAUCUUUAAAAGAGAACUUGUCAACCUCUGCCACUUUGAUACAAGUGACAAGUCCAAGUCUGCAAUCUUCUUCUGAUGAGGAUAGUCAGAGUCCUCUGUCAUCUCCAUUUUCUACUGGUGAGAAAUAUGAAAUUCUUGUUCAGUCUUCGGAGAAGAACCAUCCAUAUCCUCCACCAACACUCCCUGGCCAGAUCUGUACAAGUCAAAUAUCAUCUUUAAAGGACACCAUUGUAAAUCUUUGUCUUUCUCAGAGGGAGAAUUGUCAGAUUCAAAGGACCCCUCUAGAGAACACAGGUGAAAGUCUUGUAUCUUCUCCAGAGGAUGUUAUCCAAAGUCCUAAAUGCUCUACAAAUCUCAAACCAGAUUCCGUGCCAAUUGAAAGGACUGAAGACAGUCCUGAAUCAUCCCUUGUAAAAGAGGACCAUCAAAAUGCUUUGCUUUGUCCUACUGAACCACAAAAUUUCAAAGAAAGUACCAGCCAUUCAAACCUACGGACAGUGGAUCACCAAGUCAUGUCCAGGCCAUUUGAUUCUGGUCAUGCUAAGUCCAUAUCAAGCGCUACAUCAUCAUUACCACCUUACUUUCAGUCAAAAACAAAGGAAACUCAAACACUACACAGCCUUACACCUGACAGACCUGUUCAAAGUCAGUCCGGUUCAACUGAAUGUUGUCCAGCAUCAACUCAUUCUUGUCCUGCUCAACACCUUAAAACUAAAAAAAAACACGCCCCCCCAGUGCAGGCAAUUCACAGUUCAUCUGGGAUGAAUUUACCCUCUGCAAGUCUGGAAGACAAGUUGACCGAGAAUCAACAGAAUCCAGAACAGGAUAGCGAACGUCUGCAUAUACUUCCUCCACACAGCCCUUCAACCCAGAAUCUGAGUCAACCAAUGCUGAGCCCUAUCAGAUUCCAACCAGCAGAGUCCAGCUACUAUUUGGAACCUGAAACACAGCUACGAAGCCCAUGCAGUUCCACACCCAUCAUGAUCUUACAGCCUGAGCUCAGUCCCAACAUAUGUAGUCCAUUAGAAGAGGCAGCCUCUGGAUCACAUCCUCCAAAGAAAAUGUUUAGAUCCUAUUCAGCUCCUUGUAGCACCAACCCUCCCCUAGAAAUCCCUAGACCCCCCAGUCUUUCACAACCUGCAAGUCCAGUUCAGCUAAAGUAUGGCCAAACCUGCAGGCAUUUAGUGUCCCCAGCUGAGCAAAUCCUUAAAUCCAAUGGACAGACUGUUAAACUGGAACAUACCUCACCAAAUUUAAGCUCUAGAUCUGACCAAUCUAAAGUGCCCUCUGCUGGGAGACACUCUGUCCACUCAAGCCUGUUUCUUAUUUCUCCCAGACAGAAACCAGAAAGCCUUGAUAAAUGUAGCAGUUCACUUGAACACAGUAGCCUGAUUUGCUCACCUUGUGUGCCAAACACCAAGGUAAACCAGAGUGCUCGACAAAGUCAAUCAUUAUGUUCAGAAACCAAGGAGUGCCCCACACAAGCUGAGCCAGUACCUGCAAACCCUGCCUUCUGCCUCAAAACCUGCCAGAACCCCUUGCCAACAGAGACUAUCCUCCCACCACAGUCAACUGGUUUCCUCCCCACCACUUCCUCCACUCAAGCAGACAGCUCAGAGUCUCUAACUGUAAGGUCCAUGAGGACAUCACAACUGGCUCAACCUGUCCACUCAAUCUCUGGUCAGGAUGAGGAUAUAGAAUUCCCUCCUGAUAGUGAGCACCAUGCAGUAGGAAUAAGAGGCUUUGUGGAUAAUUUAUCACAGACUGAGAUUAAUCCACAUUGCGCUUAUAACCCUUGCUUAACCAGUAUCCCCUCCAUUGGAGAUGGGUCACCAGGGACUAGCUGUGCUGGUCAAAAUAGUCCUUUAUAUGUAGAGCAAACACAGAAUCCUAGCCCUGCUAGCCCACCUCACAGCCCAGCUCAGAAUAGGGAAAUGCAGCACCGACCUUCAGCAAACUCAGCAAUGGAUACCAAAGGAUCUCAGGAUCCACUGAGCUCGGCUUCUAAAGCCCUGCUUGAUGUCCAGACUGUAGAUCCUGAUAUGGAAAUGUGCCUGGCACAUGACAACCCACCCUCUCCUGGUCCACUCCCAACUGGUCCUGAAGCUGGGUCUCAGAGACCUGAUAGCCUUGCUCAAUCUACUCAAAGCCCUGCCUGCUGUUUCUAUGUUGACAAUGCAGUGAGUAACGCCAUGAUCACCAGUGACUCAGCAAGUCCUGCCCAAUCCCAGGAUAGCCCUGCUCCCAUAAUACUUACCUCCUCGUUCCAAGCUCAGGUCUGCUCUGACAUUGACUCAGGGAAAAGCUCUGUCAUUAGUACUGUGGAUUUGGACGGUCAACAACCUAGUCCCACGCAUGGGCCUGUAGAUCCUGUUCAGCUGGAGAAAAGUUUUGACACUGGUGUUGUCCCCUAUUGUUCUGUCCAGUCAGAGUCAAGUCUCAGUCCUGUUAGCGGUAUUCAGACAGAGGCUUGCUCUGAUCCUGGUGUAGAUGAUACUUGUUCCAUAUCCAAGGAGGUCAGUUCUGGUCUGGAUCUUGCUAGUCUUGCUCCCGUCAGGCAGGAGAAGUCUGAAAUCCAUCCUAGUCACAAUCUUUCUACCAAAGUACAGCCUGAUUCCAGUCCAGCAGUCACUCAACAAACUGUGUUGGAGUGUGGAUCUCUUGGAGCAGGUGAAGAGGAGCAAGGAGAGCCACCUGAGGAACCACAGAGGAAUCCAGAAGGUUAUGUGGAGCCUGCCGAGAUGGCCGAGGGAGGAGGAAGCGUGGAGGAUGAGUGUCGGCUCCGAUUUAUUCCAGUUUGUUCUGCAGAUGUUGAAGUGAGGAAUACAUCUGGCUCCACUUUCUCUUCAGGCCUCUCUAGCCCACAUCCUAAGGCUGGUUUCCAGGAUUACUCCUUGGCCUCCUCUCCUUCCAUGACUGCCUCAUUGGUUUGCUCUCAGCCCCCUGAAGAGAACUGUCCUUUAAGGGCCGACCGAGUGUGGGAUGAGAACAGCCGGAGUGAGCCUGUUUCAACCGAGACUGAACCCACCAAAGAUACACCCGUGUCAAAAAGUGAGACUCCAGAGAAGCAGCCAGUGGGGAGAGCAGGUAAACAGCAAAUGGAAGAAGAGCACAAAGCAGAGGAGGUGAAGCCAAAGGAUGAGCGUCAAGUAGAAGAUAAGGAGGAGAUCUUAGGCAGCCCCAUUCUGGACUUGGACCCAUCCUUGGACAUGGAAGUCAUGGAGUUGAUGACCACUGCCCCUUUCGCAUGUAGAGAAAAGGGGCGGAGCCUCAGACUCCCCCGCAGCUCUUUCCACCCUUCAGAUGACCUUUUGAUCCGCCUGAGGCAGUCUCCCUUCUCCACUGAAGCUUCUCCUGACACCUCACCUGCCAGGACCCCAAACACACCACCUCCGCUCACUCCACCUUCUCCUGUCUCCUCCAGAGACUCCCCUCUAGUCCAGGCUCCACCAACCACCGUGUUCCCCUUCACCCAGAAGAUUGGCAUGGGAAAACCAGCAAUCUCUAGGAGGAAGUUCUCCCCUGGCAGGGCCCGGGCCAGACAGGGUUCGUCGUGGAGCAGUCGAAGGGUGCUGAGCCCUCACUCAUCUUCCCAGGACUCCAUGGGGGAGGGAGAUUGGAAUAGCCCUAAACCUCAUCCACCAGACUCUCCCCUCUGGAGCAUGAAAGUGGGUCGCGGUUCUGGAUUUCCAAGCAGGAGGAGGUCCAGAGGAGGAGGUGUUGGUGGAGGAAGAGGAGGGAGAGGAAGGAGUCGGCCCAAGACCCAAGACGGUCCUCCUGUGGCCCCCGGGGGCGUCUCCAUGGAAACGUUUCAGAUGAAGGAGGAGGAGGAGAACUCCAUGCACAACACGGUGGUGAUGUUCUCCACCUCGGACCAUUUCACCCUCAAACAGGACAUGUGCGUUGUGUGCGGCAGCUUCGGGCAGGGGGCCGAAGGACGCCUGCUGGCCUGCUCCCAGUGCGGCCAGUGUUACCAUCCCUACUGCGUCAACGUUAAGAUUACCCGGGUGGUCCUCACCAAAGGGUGGCGCUGUCUAGAGUGCACGGUGUGUGAAGCGUGCGGCGAUGCCUGUGACCCCGCCCGUCUGCUGCUGUGUGACGACUGUGACAUCAGCUACCACACCUACUGCCUGGACCCGCCCCUCCUCAUGGUGCCCAAAGGCUCCUGGAAGUGCAAGUGGUGUGUGUGGUGCGUUCAGUGUGGCUCCACCUCCCCUGGCCUGCGAUGUGAUUGGUUGAACAACUACAGCCUGUGUGGCCCCUGUGGCAGCCUCAGCCAGUGUCCAGUCUGUCAGCAGUGCUACGUCCACGACCAGCUUGUCCUGCAGUGCUCUCAGUGCGACAGGUGGGUCCAUGCUGUGUGCCAGGGCCUGGCCUCGGAGGAGGAGGUGGUUCUGGCUGCUGACGAAGGCUUCGAGUGCUCGCUGUGCCGGGACCCUGGACGCCCCCCCGCCGCCAUGUCUGAGAGUUCGGGUCCCUUCGUGGCACAGAUUGUCUCCAGAAGCAGAGAAAUGGAUUUGAAGACUUAUACUCAGGACGGAGUCUGCCUCACGGAGCGCGGGCUCACCCACCUGCAGGCCCUGGUUGAGCCUCUGACAUCACCGCGAAAAUACCGCCGGUGUAAACCCAAGCUGAAGUUACGGAUUAUCAACCAGAACAGCGUCUCUGUCCUGCAAACCCCAACAGACCCAGAGACUCCCACCAAACCAGACCAGAACCAAGGUGACUUGGACUGUGACUUGAAGUCUGACUCCAGCCCAGAGCGGGAUCAGGCUCAUCUCGAUGACAUCACAAAGGAGACUGAUAUCACUGAAGAUGGCAAGAAGAGGAAGAGGAAACCUUAUCGGCCAGGUAUCGGAGGCUUUAUGGUGCGGCAGCGUGGAGGUAAAGCCGGACUGGGCAGGAAGGAUUCAUCAGACAUGAUGCCGAGUCGAGAUACUGGUGUGUUGGAGACUGAUGUUGCCAUGGAGACCAUGUCUGCAGCUGAACAGGCAAUGGAAAAAGUAAAGAAAAGAUACAGGAAGAAGAAGACAAAGCUGGAGGAGUCAUUCCCGUCGUACCUACAGGAGGCUUUCUUUGGCCGCGAUCUCCUUGACCGCAGCCGACAGGUGGAUGGGAGCCCGCGGAGAGCAGUCACAGGCAGCAGCCAAUCAGGUUUAGCAGUGACUGACCCUAAAGCCCCACCCACCCACAGCGUCCCAGGUCCUACCCCCACUAUGCUGCUUUUGGGCACCAUGGCAACCAGCAGGAAACGGCUGCCCAUGUCAUCUGAGGCUCUGGUGGAUCUUUCUGACAUCCUGAAUAGAGACCCUCACAUUCUGGAAACUGGACACACAGGUCAGUUCCAGGUGGAGCGUUCUCCAUCUCCGUUUGCGGGUCUGGACAUCAGCUCAGUGGCCAGUGACCCCACCCUGUCCUCUUACCCCCCGGAUGGUUGUGGCCUUGGUCGGAGAGCGGCACAGGACGAGCCUCUGGACGCCAUCCUGAGUCCUGAGCUCGAUAAGAUGGUCACAGAUGGAGGAAUCCUCAGCAGACUCUGUAACAUCCCAGAGCUGGAGGGAAAGGAUGUGGAGGAGAUCUUCACUGCAGUUCUGAGUCCAAGUAGCAGUAACAACCGGCCAGAACCCAGCAAGACCGCAAGCUCAGCUACGGGCUGUCCUCGUCUGCCCAUGAUGAACGGUCUGAUGCCCGCUGCUCCUCCCCGCCCCCCUGGUGGAACCUGUAUCCCGGGCUUCAGACCGCCUCCCUCAGAGGGAGCAUCUGCCCCAGGCAGUCAGCUGCCAGUGGGGGAGGGCGAGCAGGAUGCGAUGUCCACGGCUCAGAGGAGCACGCUGAAGUGGGAGAAGGAGGAGGUCCUUGGAGAGAUGGCGACCGUGGCGCCGGUUCUGUACUGCAACACCAACUUCCCUGAACUGAAGCAGCAGUUUCCCGACUGGUCCACCAGGGUAAAGCAGAUCACCAAGUUGUGGAGGAAGGCCAGCUCUCAGGAUAGAGCGCCCUUCGUGCAAAAAGCUCGGGACAACCGUGCCGCUCAGCGAAUGAACAAGGUGCAGCUGUCCAACGACUCGCUGAAGCGGCUGCAGCCCUCCCAGCCGCCGCCCCUGGGCCUCCAUGACCAGGUUCCCAUGGAGACGGAGGCUGUCUUCAAAGACCCGUUGAGGCCCAGAGAGUCUGAGCAGGAGCAGGAGUGGAAGCUGCGACAGAUCAUGCGUCAGAAGAGCAAGCAACUGGCCAAGAUGGAGGCCACCCAGAAGUUGGAGCAGGUGAAGAACGAGCAGCGGCAGCAGCAGCUCCGUCAGUCGGGACACCUUUCCCCAGAAGGUCCCGCCCAGCAACCGGUUGCCAGCGGCGACAUCUCGCCCCUGCAGCCGUCGUCAAGCCACCAACAGCUCCUGCAGGAAGCCGGGUCAGGGGGGGUGAAUGAUGUCUUCCUCAGGCCUCAGGUCCCACCCCCCUCUGGAUUCUCCUCCCUGCCCCACUCCCCCUUGGCCUCCUCCCCCUUGCACCAGCCUCCGUCCUCCCCCCAGAUGUUCUCCCCCCCUUCCUCCCGCCCCUCCUCUCCCUGGGACUCCUUUUCCAAAGCAGCAGGUCCUCCUCGCCCCUCAGUUCCUCCUCUUACUCAGCAGCAGCGGCUCAGCCUCCUCAGCGUGUCCCCCGCCCACGAUGCCUCCGGCUCCUCCGCUCCGUCCCCAGACUCCUCCAACCCAGGUUUGCAGAGCAGGAUGGGGGUGAUGAGCCCGGCCUCCUGCUCCCCCCCUGAUUUGACUGGCAGACAGAACCGGGCCGCAGAGCCCUUCAAGUGGACCAGCCUGGCAGUCCCGGGAGCGCUGUUUAAAGCCCCCAUGCCCCGACAGCAAGAUCUGGGAGGAGGAAGGAGAGACCUGGGCUUCCCCCCCAACCUGGACCCCCCUUUACCGUCCAGUCCGGCAUCGAGCCUUGGCUCCCCCCAUCGUAGUCCCUACGCCCAGACCCCUGGGACCCCCAUACAGCCCAGCGACCCCCUUCCCCCCAAGUCCCCUCUGAGUUCCAGACCCUCCCCCGACCCUAACAGAGAGACCCCCAGUACACCUCACCCCCACUCUGACUUCGGAUACCUCACCACUCCACCUGCACUGAGACCGGACCAGAUAAGCCAGCACCCCUCCCCAUCCUGCCAACCGCUGGACCCCUAUGCCUCUGCCCCAGGAACCCCCCGCCCCUUGGAGCGAUUCCCGCCGUCCCCAGGCCCUCAGCGAGGCUUUGACUCCUCCCAGCCUGCAGGGACACCUCUUCAGCAGCCUUCAGCCCCUCGGCCACCUAAGGCCCAGGCUGCGGCGUCUGAGUCGGCCCCUGUUGGAGCCGGACUCAUGGCGGCGCUGGGAACCUUCAGCGCUGCAGGACCCAAGGAAUCAUUUCCCAGAACCAGCAGCACUCAGAACCUGAAGCAUCCUGGAACACCUGGAGACAGGGCCUUCCAGGACGUCCUUCCACAGAUGGAGAAGUCCAGGACCAGCGAGCUGUCCCCCGUGGACGGAGUCUUGAGCAUGCUGCCCCAGCUGGGAGACUCUGAGGAGAAGCAGCGACAUCGUCUGUGGCUCCGUCAGCGGAUCCUUCAGCAGCAGCACCAGAAGUUUGCUCUGCAGCAGGAGAAAGAUCAGCUGGCACGGGCCCCCGGUCCCCCCGGUCCACCUGGUCCCCCCGGUCCUGAUACUCCUCUUCACAGCUGGUCCUCCGCACCGCCUGCAGACCCAUUUGGACGUCCUCCCCCGCCUUACCCCGGCACAGGGCCGCCUCCUGCCCCAAGGUUUACUGGGCUCCCCCCCAGCGAGUCCCCCUUCCACAGACAGAACCCCCUUAGAGAUCACGCUGUGAGGUUUGGCGUUCCUCCAGUGGGCCUUACUGACCCCUCAGGGCGUCCGCCUGGAGCGGCUCCAGUGGUCCAGAUGAGGAGACCUGUUGCAGCAGAGUUCAGGAGGACUGGGCCCAUGGUGCCUCCCAACACGGCCUCGCAGCUGGUUCCAGGCGGCGCCAUGCCCUACAUAGAGCUCCGGCACCGCGCCCCAGAAAACCGUCUUAGGCUGCCCUUUCCGGUACCGCCGACCCCAGAGCAACAGCAGGCGACUGCCCAGUCCGCCGCAGUGCAGCCCGGGCUGGUCAGGACUGGGGAGACUGGACUGGGCCAGCUGGACCAGCAUCACCUGGGUGCUCUCCCUGGUUCUGAUCCGAUAGAGGAACACCUGGAUUCAGCCGUGAAGGACCUAGAGGACGUAGAAGUGAAGGACCUUGUGGACUUGAAUCUGAACCUGGACCCAGAGGAUGGUAAAGAAGAUCUAGACCUGCAUCUGGAUGACUUCCUGCUAACGGGGAAGUUCGACCUGAUUGCCUACGCUGACCCAGAGCUCAACCUGGAGGACAAGAAGGACAUGUUCAAUGAGGAGCUGGACCUAGGGGAGCCGGCGGAGGACAGGGAACCGGGACGCUGCGGCGGGAAGGUGGAUGGCGCCGCCCAGGUGAAACAAGAGGUGAGGGAAGCGAAGCAGACUGAAGGAAAUGCCGCAGCUUCUAGCAGACCUCCAUCAUCAUCAUCACCUCCUCCCAUGAAGGAGAAGCAGGCGGGCUCCGGUUCUGGUCCAGCAGUCCGACCGCAGGAGCAGGUUCUGUCCUCCGUUCAUCGCUUGAUGUCUCCAGGACAGCCAUCUGUCUUCCAUCAGCACCAGAGACUGCUUGGAACCGGACCAAUUUCCAGGACUCAGUGCCCAGUUCUUGGGGGUCCAGCUUCUCAGGCUCCGCCCACCGUGGCUCCGCAGCCUCCGCUCCUUCCAACCCCCCAGAACCAAACUCUUCAUCCAACCAGUGAAACCCAGACUGGGAGCGUAACCAGCUUUCCUGAUAACCAGAACAAGUCCAGGCCUCUGCUGCUGGAGGAGCAGCCGCUGCUUCUGCAGGACCUGCUGGACCAGGAGCGGCAGGAGCAGCAGCAGCAGAAACAGAUGCAGGCCUUGAUCCGCCAGAGACCUGGACCGGAGGCCGGGUUCUCCGUGGAUUUGGAGUCGGUCUCUGACCCGAUCAUGAAGGCCAAGAUGCAGGCUCUGAAAGGAAUCAACCGGGUGAUGAGUCAGGGGACCCUGGGCCUGACCCCCAUGGUCAUCAACAGGUUGCAGCAGACCCCAGGGGCCCCGGGCCCCGAGUUACCUUCUCCGUCUCCCCUCCAAGCAGGACAGGACGGGAAGAAGAACCCUCAGCUGGUGCGACGCAACCCCCCCAGCUUUGGACCCGGCUUCAUCAAUGAGUCUCAAAGGCAACAAUAUGAGGAAUGGCUUGGCGAGACUCAGCAGCUCCUGCAGAUGCAGCAGCGGCUCCUUGAAGACCAGAUCGCAGCUCAUCGCAAGGCUAAGAAGGCUUUAUCAGCCAAGCAGCGAACAGCCAAGAAGACAGGCCGGGUGUUUGCUGAAGAGGAUGCUGCUCAGCUACGCUACAUCAGCGAACAGCAGGGAUCGGUCCAGAAACAGCUGGAACAGAUCCGGAAGCAGCAGAAGGAUCACACUGAGUUGAUCGAUGACUACAGGACUAAAAAUCAGCAAAGGAUCCUGGAGAUGCCUCCCAAAAACACACUAGGUGAACCUGUGGGCCCCCCAAAAUUCCAGCCGGGCCCGCCCCACCCUGGCCACCUUCCAAACAUCCCACCUGGCUGUAGUCCAAGUUCUGUUCCUCCAGGGCCCAUGGGUCAGAGGAUGCCUCCACAGAUUCCAUCCACCCUGCUCACCAUCCCCUUGGGUCCCCCACUCAACCAAACCCCUCCAUCCAACAGGCCUGUCCUCAUAGCACCAGUGGCGGGCUUUGCUGCAGGGCCCCAGGGCCCUCUGGGGGGGCCAGGAGCAGCUUCGGGGGACAAAGCCACACCCAAACCUCAGGUUAAGUUUGAUGACAACAACCCGUUCAGCGAGGGUUUCCUUGAGCGAGAACGAAGGGAGCGCCUGAGAGAGCAGCAGGAGCGGCAGAGAGUUCAGCUGAUGCAGGAGGUGGAGCGCCAGCGUACCCUGCAGCAGAGCAUGGACCAUCAGGACAAGCUUGGAUGUGCAGCAGCUGGUGUUCCUGGGACACGCGUCCCUAUUGGACCGGCACUAGGCUCCAGUGAGGACAGCGUCUCUGAGAUACCGUUCCGCAGUACUCAGUCUGGAAUGGACUUUCCUCAGUCCUCCUCAGCCUCCAGACUCCUACAUAAGAUCCCAGAGGCUGCAGGUGGACCCAUCCCCCCUCAGAGCUUCACUGGGGGACCCCUGCAGCCCGGAGCUUCCUCCCCUGCAGGGGUCCUUCUUGAGGGGAGUGUAGCAGGCCUCCAGUCCAGACCAAGGUUGCUGGGACACCAGCAUCCAGCAGGGAUCACUUCUCAUCUCUUUGGACACGAUCCUUCCUCGCUGCUGACUUCUUCCUCUGCUCGCACCCCCCCCAUCAUCACCCUCAGCUCUGACAUCAAUCCUGAACAUAAACCAAAGAGCAGCAGAAACCCGAGCAGAGCCGAGGAAGCAGGCGGAGCCAGAACACCUCUGUCACCUCGCUUUGACAUCACUGCUCCACCCAAUCCAGCUGCCUCAGAUAAGUCCUGCUCCAGUCCUACCCACCAGACUGACACCCCCCCAUCGGGCCCGGACCCUCCGUCUGAGAGGCAGCUGUUGGUGAGCUCUGGAUCCCAGCAGAGAGGAGUAGGAGGCCUGGAGGUCAAGGUGGAGCACAUGGAGACGGCGUCCUGUCGAGGAGGGCCUGUGAAGACCGCGGACGGUGGGAGGGGUUGCUCCUCUCCUGCCGCUCAGGGGGAGGACGGAGGGAAAGAGCUUCUCAGACACCUUCUGAGGGACAAGACUUCCCCCGUCAUCAUGGCGUCUCCUACCGGGCCUCCCCGGCCGUCCGCUGGCGGUCUGCGGUCUGAGGAGGAGGAUGGAGCGGGUUACCAUGGCAAUGCGGACGGUUUUGAUCUAAGGAAAAUUCAGCGCAGCAAGAGAGCAAACCGAGCGGAGAAAGACCGAGCUCCGCCCAGGUCCAAGAGGAGGAAGAAGGAGGAGGAGGAGGAGGAGGAGGGCCUGCAUUCUGACCCGCUGAUGACCCAGCUGAGACAGCUGUCGGAGCUGCCCCUCAUGGAGCCCAUCCUGGGGGUGGAUCUGAGCCUUUUCCCCCCUUACGGAAACUCCUCGCUUGGCAGAGAGUCCCGUCUCAGUGGCUCCUUUGGGAACGCAGCCUUGGAUGGCGUCUCCGACUUUUAUUCACAGCUCAUCUACAAGAAUAACCUCAGUAACCCCCCCACACCGCCGGCCUCCUUGCCUCCCACCCCCCCGCCUGUCAGCAGGCAGAAGAUGGUCAACGGCUUCGCCUCAGUGGAGGAGCAGGACGGUGAGGGUCUGUUGGCAUCGAAGCGCAAAGACGACCAACCUCUCCAUCUGAACCACGCCUCAAAAACCGUGGAUGUCCCUGCGUCUCUGCCCACGCCGCCCCAUAACAACCAGGAGGAUCUCAGGGUCCAGGAGCCAGAAUGCUGCAGUCCUGAGGGGUUCGUGCCAUCGUCGUCUCCAGAGAGCGUGGCGGACGUGGAGGUCAGCAGGUACCCUGAUCUGUCCUUCAUCAAGCUGGAGCCGCCCUCCCCCUGCCCCUCGCCUACAUUACCCGUCGUUUCCUGCUCUCUGGGCAAAGGCCUGGCAGUGAAACCAGAGGUGAAGGCAGAACCACACCUCCAGGCCCCAUCCACCUGCUCCAACACCGACCUGGUUACCAUAGCGAUCACGCUGAACCCGGCUGCCUCUCAGAACAUUCCAGGUGUGAUGGCAGCGGUGGCGGCGCUCCUCAGGGUCCCUGGCCCCAUCAACUACCAGCUGAACCAGGCGCCGGGCGCCGACCGCAGUUCCCUGGCCCUGCUGGCUGGGGUCCGCGUGCCGCUGAUGCAGCAGAGGACGGCGCCAGCUGCGGGGAACCAGCCCGGCCGCUGCAGCCGCUGUAGGAGGCUGCUGGGAAACGGAGUCCACCGCAGACCGGAUUCUGAGUCCAAAGACCAGUCCAGUUUGGUCUUCUGCAGUCCCACCUGCUCCGCUCUGUUUGGGAACGAGCAGCUGAACCGUCCUGACCAAUCCAAGCCCGCAGUCCCGGUGCCCCCUAGCAGAACUCCGCACCACUACACCCACAACAUGUCGUCCAUCGCCGUCCAUUCGCUGCCCCCCGCUGAUUUAUCCUCCUCCUCUUCACCGCCGCCUGCCUUCCCCCCUGCCUCAGCCAUCACCAUGGAGACGAAGUGCCACUCUGACAGCCUCAAGGUUAAAGUAAAGCUGAAGCCCCGCCCACGGACCGUGUUGGGGGAUGAAGCUCAGAACUCAAAGAAGAUGAGAACAUCUCGUUGGCGACGCUGGAGCUUCAGCAUCACGCUGAGCAGAGGUGCCUAUGUCCCCAAAGAGGCGGUUUCCAUGCCAACAGAAGACGAAGUGGAUGAGCUCCUAAGGAAGUUUGGGGUAUGUUUACGUCCUGACCCGCUACCUAAAGACCAGCGGCGGUGCUGUUUCUGUCAGCAGCAGGGAGACGGGCUGACAGACGGCCCGGCUCGCCUGCUGAACCUGGACCUGGAUCUGUGGGUGCACCUGAACUGCGCGCUGUGGUCCAGCGAAGUGUACGAAACCCAGGCGGGUGCCCUGAUCAACGUGGAGCUGGCGCUGCGGCGGGGCCUCGCCCUGCGCUGUGCCCACUGCUCCCGCACCGGGGCCACCACUGGCUGCAACCGGCUGCGCUGCACCAAUACCUACCACUUCACCUGCGCCCUGCAGGCCCAUUGCACCUUCUUCAAGGAUAAGACCAUGCUCUGCCACCUCCACAAGCCCAGGAUGCUUCCUCUGAGCGGGGACAGGUCCUCUAGCUCCUCCCCCUUCUCCACACCCGGCCCCGAUCUGGCAGCGAGCGCCGACCCGUACGACUCGGAGCUGCGCUGCUUUGCCGUGUUCCGGCGGGUCUUCGUGCAGCGAGACGAGGCACGGCAGAUCGCCGCCAUUGUCCAGCGAGGGGAGCGGCAGCACACCUUCCGGGUCGGCAGUCUGCUGUUCCGAGCCGUCGGUAGGCUCCUCCCUCAGCAGAUGAAGAGCUUCCACAGCCAGACGGCCAUCUUCCCUGUCGGUUACCAUGCCAACCGCUUCUAUUGGAGCAUGCGCCACAGCAACAGACGCUGUAAGUACAUGUGUUCCAUCGAGGAGCAGGAUGGCCGGCCGCUGUUCAAGGUGAAGGUGGUGGAGAAAGGCCACGAAGAUGUCGUCCUGACGGGAUCCUCACCCAAAGCUGUGUGGGCCCAGAUACUGGAACCAGUGGCACAGCUGAGGGACUCCAGUGGAACUCUGAAGCUCUUCCCAGUUUACCUGAAAGGAGAAGAUUUGUUUGGUUUAACCACGUCUGCAGUGACCCGGAUCAUCGAGUCUCUGCCAGGAGUGGAGGCCUGUGAGCGUUAUACGUUCCGUUACGGCAGGAACCCACUGAUGGAAUGGCCUCUGGCCUUUAACCCAACAGGGUCAGCGCGCUCUGAACCCAAAGUCAGCCAAGCCAAGAGGCCUUACCUGCUGAGCAGCAUCGCCCCCAGGGGCCAGGGCUCUGUGGGAUCCAUCGUGGGCCUCGUCCCCGGGGUCCUGUCUCUGUCUCCUGGCGAGUCGGUCGCUGGCGCCCAUCAGGGCCGCCACUCCAAGUCGGCCCAGUACCGCCGCAUGAAGGCAGAGUGGAAGAGCAACGUGUACCUGGCUCGCUCCCGCAUCCAGGGACUGGGACUGUACGCCGCCAGAGACAUCGAGAAGUGCACCAUGGUAAUCGAGUACAUCGGGACGAUCAUCAGAAGCGAGGUGGCCAAUCGCAAGGAGAGGCUUUAUGAGGCACAGAACCGCGGCGUCUACAUGUUCCGGAUUGACAACGACUAUGUGAUUGAUGCCACCAUCACCGGAGGACCGGCGAGGUACAUCAACCACUCAUGUGCGCCAAACUGCAUCACUGAGGUGGUUACCGUGGAGAAGGAAAACAAGAUCAUCAUCAGCUCCUGCAGACGGAUCCAGAGAGGAGAAGAGCUGUGCUACGACUACAAGUUUGAUCUGGAAGACGACCAGCACAAGAUUCCGUGUCACUGUGGAGCUGUGAACUGCCGCAAGUGGAUGAACUGAGUGCCCCCUCUGUGGGCGGAGCUAAUGACAUCAUCAUGAUUCUACAGCUGAUAGAUUAGAUCAAAGUAAAUCAAUUUUCUACUUUUUAACGAAUCAACAAACGGCCUACAUGUGGGUGGAGUUGGUGCUGAUAUUGGAAGGGGCGGGGCUUACCAAGAGGCUGGUCCUCGCUGUAAAUUUCCUGUAAACAUGAGCUAAGAUGUAAAUGUGAGUUUAAACGCCACUGAAAUAAAAGUCUAGUCCUUUAACUUGCACUAAAAGACAUGAAACCCACACAGACCUACCUGAUUCUUCGCCCUCCUCUUCAUCCACUUCCUGUAAAAUAAGAGAUUUUCUUCUUUUUGUAUUUAUUACUGAAUGAGGCUAUUUUCUAAAACUCUGCUGCAUUCAGAUCUAAUGUGGCAGCAUGUAAAUAUCUGUACCAUAAGUAAAAACCUCCUUCUCCUUCUCACCUGUGUGUCCAGUUAAACCCUGAGUUUGGUCUGCAGGCGUCCUGCUGCCGUGUAAAUACCAGGUUUUAUUCAGGCUCUGCCGAUGUGUACAGAUAGAUGACAUGAAGCCUUGUUUUUUUUUUUAAUAAAUGGAUGUAAGCAAAGUGAUGUUUUUGGGAAAAACAGUGAAUCUGAUUUAGUCAUUUACAGAGAAUAAAAUAUUUUACAUCUUA